This is a messenger RNA of Boleophthalmus pectinirostris (great blue-spotted mudskipper), 1439 nucleotides long. RefSeq names its product serine protease 27-like. Gene Ontology annotation, biological process: proteolysis. Lineage: Eukaryota; Metazoa; Chordata; Actinopteri; Gobiiformes; Gobiidae. Gene Ontology annotation, molecular function: serine-type endopeptidase activity. The record is from RefSeq and is a predicted model, not a curated record. The annotation marks the transcript as partial. The transcript is spliced from 4 exons.
CUCUGUCUUGCUCCAGUAUGUGGUGGGGCCCCUCUAAAUGUUCGGAUCGUUGGGGGCCAGACAGCGUCCCCGGGGUUCUGGCCAUGGAUGGUCUCGAUCCGGCCUGGAGAGAGAGGACAGCCCCACGUCUGUGGAGGGUCCCUCAUCAACCAGCAGUGGGUUCUGACGGCCGCUCACUGCCUCGAUCCGCUACGUGACCGAGAGCCAAUCUUUGUGUAUUUGGGCCGACACAACUACUCCGACCCAAACCCGAACGAGGUGGAGCGUCGCGUGAUCACCGUGAAGCGCCACCCGCAGUUUGAUGAUGUGUUUUUCGACUACGACAUGUGCCUCUUGGAGCUGGACAGCCCGGUCACAUUCAGUCAGUACAUACAGCCCGUGUGCUUGGCCGCUAGGGGGAGCUCUGUGCACAGCGGGGUCAGCGCGUGGGUCGCAGGCUGGGGAUUCACGAGCGAGAAUAAUUUCACGUUUCCGGCGGCUCUGCGGGAGGUCAGUCUCCCCAUCAUCGGAGACAAUCAGUGUGAAUGUGCCAUCCCCUUCUUCCUCCCCCCGGACACUCUGUGCGCCGGGUACUCAGAGGGGGGCAAGGACGCCUGCCAGGGCGACUCGGGUGGCCCCCUGGUGGUAAAAGAGGGCCGGCGCUGGGUGCAGGUGGGCGUGGUCAGUGUCGGCGAAGGGUGCGGGCGCGCUGAGACCCCCAGCGUCUUCAGCGAAGUGUCUCUGUAUGAAGACUGGAUCAAGAAUGUGACAUCCUCUAGUAAAAGUCCCGGCUUUCUUAACGUUACAUCAACAGGAGAAGAUCCAGAUAAAAGUUUUAGCUGUACUACACCUGCUGCUGCUACUACUACUACUACUAUUACUACUACUACUACUACUAACACUUCUCCUACUACUAUAACUACUACUAUUAAUGUUAACACAGAUGAUGACUACUUCACUACUCCUACUGCUACUACUACAAAUAUUACUACUGAGGAAGAGGAUGAGCUCACCACUACUACUGCUACUACUGUUACUACUACUUAUCCAACUACUACUCAAACUACUACUACUACUACUGAAAAUGACGGUGGAAACGAAAGUAUUUUUGACCACGGGGAGAGCUUUGUGGUGAACCUGAGUCAGGUGCUUUACUUGUUUGGUUUGGCCUUGUCACUUUUUGUGUUGGGUUAGGGAUUCUAUUACUACAUAGAAUACUAGAGUACAAGAAUACUACUACUACUACUACUACAACAAUUGCUAUUACAGCUACUACACCCUUCACUGCUACUAUAACUACCACUACUACAACUGCCAACUUCUUCUACUUCUACUACUAUUACUACUACUACUCCUACUACUACAGCAACUAUUACAACAACUACACCCUGCAGUGCUGCUGCUGCUACCACUGCUACUACUGCAAAAUACUAUUACUACUGCCACUACUACUAUUGCCA